AUGGACUCACCUUCCACGGCUGCCCCUUCGUCCGAUGUCGAGGUCCCGAAAGUGUCGACGCCCCCCGACCCGGACCCCGACCCGCGAUCGACACAAAGUGGUGAGGCAGCUUCUGCAAAGACCCACGACAAUGGCAAUGCGCCGGGCAAAAGCUACCUGCGGAUCCUGUCCUAUGGUGCUCGCAAUGGCGGCAUUGUAGCCAUCAUCCUGGGCCUGAUCUGUGCCAUGGGCUCGGGAGUAGCCCUGCCCUUGAUGAACAUUGUUUUUGGUAGGCUGGUUGGCGGCUUCAACGAGUAUUUCAUGCCGGGAACGAAUGUCAGCGAACAGACGUUCAAGGCCACGGUCAACCAGGACAGCCUGUAUAUUGUCUACCUCUUCAUCGGGAAAUUCGUCCUCACAUAUAUCUCCAUGAUAUGCUUCCGGUUUAUUAGUCUGCGUGCAUCGGCUAUAUUGCGAUUGGAGUAUGCUCAGGCCCUAUUUGCGCAGCCGGUCAGCAGGCUGGACGAAAUGACCGUAGGGUCGGUUACCAAUGCCAUCACUGGCCUGUCCAACACCAUUCAACAAAGCGUCUCCGAUCGACUCGCAGUCCUCUUCCAGGCAGUUGCACUUCUUAUUUCAGCCUAUGCGAUUGCCUUUCGGUACUCCUGGGCCCUCACCCUGGUCGUCAGUGCAAGUAUCCUCUUCGUGAUUGUAGGAUACAGUCUCACCGUCCCAUUCCUGAUCAAAGCCCAGCAAAGCAUGGACCAUGCCGAUGGCCAGCAUGCUUCAGUCGCGGCAGAAGCAUUGGGCUCUAUCCGUACUGUUCUCUCCCUCGGUGCCGAAGCGCCCUUGACGAACAAGUACAUCGAGUGGACUCAAGAGGCCCAGCGACGGGGCCUGCGGAUGUCCGCGGUGGCUGGCGUACACAUCGCCCUUCUUUUCUUUGCACUCUAUUCCAGCUUUGCUUUGGCGUUUUGGUACGGGCUCAAGCUUUACCGCGACGGCCACAUUUCUAGUAUUAACACAGUCAUUACGGUCUUCUUCUCCGUCCUAAUCGUUGUCGGCAUCUUGGGAAACAUCGCGAGUCCGCUGAUGAUCAUCUCCAAGGCCGUGAGCGCGUCCGGGGCGUUCUUCGGGAUGAUCGAUUCGGAGCGUCCCACGCUCGGCGGCCUCCGCGACGCAGAUGUGUCUUGUCAAUCUGAUAUCACCUUUGACAACGUCACAUUUGCCUAUCCCACACGUCCCAACAGCACAGUAUUGAACGGGCUCAGUGCUCGAUUUCAGGGAGGUAAAACAACAGCCCUAGUCGGAGCUUCCGGGUCAGGGAAGAGUACAGUCGUGGCCCUAUUAGAGCGUUGGUAUCACCUAGCGGACAACAAUGGUAAUAUUUCGAUUGGCGAUCGCUCCAUCCGAGAUUUGGAUGCCAAGUGGUGGCGCUCCCACAUUGGUUUGGUGCAACAGGAACCCUUCUUGUUCAAUGAUUCCAUCUACAAUAAUGUCGCCUUUGGGCUUAUUGGGUCUGACUGGGAGGAUCAGCCGGACGGCGUCAAGAUGGAACUCGUAGUCCAAGCGUGCAAAGAAGCUUAUGCGGAUGAUUUCAUCCAGCGUUUGCCGCUGGGGUACACCACUAUUGUCGGGGAAAGCGGUAUCACCCUCAGCGGUGGACAACGCCAGCGUCUCGCCAUCGCGCGUAGUAUCGUGAAAAGGCCGCCAAUCUUGAUCCUGGACGAGGCGACAAGCUCGAUUGAUGUUCGUGGCGAGAAGCUCGUUCAAAGCGCCCUCGAUCGAGUGGCGACCGGCCGCACCACAAUUAUGAUAGCCCAUCGCCUGUCCACGGUUCGUCGGGCAGACCAUAUCAUGGUGAUGCAACAGGGGAUAGCCAUCGAGGAGGGCUCUCAUGACCAGCUAAUGGCCCGAGGUGGCGUUUAUCAUGGCUUGGUUCAUGCCCAGCGGUUAGAGCCCUUGGCCGAGGUUUGGGAGGAAAAGAUGAAAGGUGAACCCCAUUCCUCAAAGGAAGACCCGCAAGCCAACCACUACCUGGUGGCCGACUCCGACGAUCCAACGAAUGAGGAGGAUGGUCCCAGCCGGAGCAUAGGGUUUUUCAAGAGCUUUGGGAUUAUUUUCAAGGAGCAAAGCCACCACUGGGUCCUUUACGUAUGCAUCCUGGUGGGAGCGCUUGGUGCGGGUUCGGGAUUUGCACUCCAGAGCUGGCUCGUCGCAAAACUAGUCCAGGUCUUUCAGUUCAGCGGCCAAAAGCUGGCACAAGCUGCCAACUUCUGGUCUCUGAUGUUUUUCAUCCUGGCUCUAGCGAUGGCAGUGUGCUAUUAUGUGCUGGGGAUGGCGUCAAACUCCAUUUCCAUGUUUGUGGCCUCGACUUACCGGCAAGAUUACUUUCUCAACCUUCUUCGGAAACCCGUGUCCUACUUUGACCUCCAGGCCAACUCGUCGGGAAGCCUGGUAUCCCGUCUCGCCACCGAUCCCAAGCAGCUCCAGGACCUAUUUGGACCCACCGGUGUCUUCCCGCUCAUUUCUGUGUUCAAUGUAAUCGGUUGUGUGACAAUUUCGUUCGUGUUUGGCUGGAAGCUGGCCGCUGUAACUUUCUUUGCGGCAAUGCCUUUUCUCUUUCUCGCGGCCUUUAUGCGAAUCCGCUAUGAAAUCAUGUUUGAAAGGAUGAACGCUGAGGUAUACGCGGACAGCUCGAAGUUGGUUAUGGAGUCGAUGAAAGGCUUUCGGACUGUCACCUCGCUAACCAUGGAGGAUACGAUUAUUCGGAAGUACUCAACCCUUCUCCAAGAGCAGCGACAGAAGGCCAUGCGUAAGGCAUGGGUUGGCACUCUGAUCUUUGCGUUUUCCGAUAGCGUAGAGUUGUGCGCGAUGGCGCUGACCUUUUGGUACGGUGGCCAGCUACUUGCUUCACGAGAGUACGACACGGUCGCUUUUUUUGUGGUGUAUAUCGCGAUCAUCCAAGGGGGGCAGUCCGCUGGACAAUUCUUCAGUUUCGGCCCCAACAUUGCGCAGGCCAAGGCAUCCGCGAAUCGCAUCCUAAGAGAAAGAGAUGCUUCUGAUGUAAUCAGAAGGGACCCUGAGGCCGAGAAACUACCCACUAAUGAUCGCCGGUUUACUGCGGACGUGGAGUUUCAAGGGGUCUCUUUCCAGUAUCCGGCCCGCGCGACUCCAACUUUUGAUGGAUUGGAUUUGACCAUCCCAAGUGGGUCAUUUGUAGCUUUUGUGGGAGCGUCUGGAUGCGGCAAGUCCACGAUCAUCUCGCUGCUAGAACGAUUCUACGACCCGACUGGGGGGCUCAUCCUCUUUGGGGGGCGGGACAUUCGCUCCAUUGAGUUGGCAUCCUAUCGUCGUGCCCUGUCCCUGGUUGCGCAAGAGCCCCAAUUAUUUGGCGGGACGAUCCGGGAUAACCUCCUGCUCGGCCUGGAAGCGACCGAUGAGGUAAUCCCGGAAGCUAUGGAGCAGGCGUGUAAAGAUGCCGAAAUCCAUGAGUUCAUCAUGUCCCUGCCUAGCGGGUACUCAACAGAGCUUGGGGUCAACGCGCAAUCCGCACUGAGCGGUGGUCAGAAGCAGCGCCUGUGCAUUGCCCGGGCCCUUCUGCGAAAGCCUCGACUGCUGCUCCUGGACGAGGCCACCUCGAGCCUCGACUCCCAUUCGGAAAAGGUCGUCCAGCAGGCGAUGGAACGGCUGGCAGCGAAGCGGGACAUGACGAUCAUCGCUGUGGCGCAUCGGUUGGCCACCAUCCAGAAUGCCGAUGUGAUUUUUGUGUUCGGAGAGGGCUCCGACGGCCGGGGCUCCCAGAUCCUUGAAAAGGGGAAUCAUAAUGACUUGCUCCGGACGAAGGGGGUCUAUUGGCAAAUGUGUGAAGCACAGGCGUUAGACCAGUAGUCCUCGACGAGGGACGGCAUAGUGUGGUUAGUGUAAAGGUUACACUUCCGGAGGCCAGUCCGGGUCGGUCUGGCUGUUAUCAUC
Molecule: messenger RNA, 3954 nt
Organism: Aspergillus ibericus CBS 121593
Lineage: Eukaryota; Fungi; Ascomycota; Eurotiomycetes; Eurotiales; Aspergillaceae
Product: ABC transporter ATP-binding protein
Exons: 11
Coding region: 1-3870 (1289 amino acids)
Biological process (GO): transmembrane transport
Cellular component (GO): membrane
Molecular function (GO): ATP hydrolysis activity; ATP binding; ABC-type transporter activity
Source: RefSeq, a predicted model, not a curated record